Molecule: messenger RNA, 3920 nt
Organism: Micromonas pusilla CCMP1545
Lineage: Eukaryota; Viridiplantae; Chlorophyta; Mamiellophyceae; Mamiellales; Mamiellaceae
Exons: 2
Coding region: 329-3838 (1169 amino acids)
Molecular function (GO): protein binding
Source: RefSeq, a predicted model, not a curated record
CGAAAGAAUCGCCUCCGGCGGCGCGGAGUCACACCACGCGUCGCGGCCCGCCUCGGGUUCGCCGCGGUCGCUCACGCCUCAAACCUCGGGUUAACCCUCGCGGGAAGACACUCCGCGCGGUCCGCGGGGUGAUCGAGUCUCGAGUCGUCGCGUGGACGCCGCCGCGUCGCGGAUAAAUCGGCGCCUCGGAAGCCUCUCGGAAGGAGCCCCUCUCGGGUGAGCUUUUUUAUCCGUAGCGGGCGAGGGGCGCGCGCUUCCGGAGGGCGAACGCGCGCGUCGUCGCGCGCGAUCGAAUCGCGUCGCGCGCGCGCGCGUCGAGGAAAUCAUCAUGUCGCACGCCGCGGCGUGGCAGGCGCCGGGGGCGACGAUCGCGCGCGCGCAGACGCGCGUGAACGGCGGCGCGUCCUCGUCCGCUCGAGGGAAAGACCAUCUUGGGAGCGACGGUCGCGUCGCGCGCGCGGCGUCGCGUCAACGCGCGCCGCACCGACGCGUGCUCUUGAACCGCAUCGCCGCGCUCGGGGGAAAAUACGACUCGAACGACGCGAACGGCGCGGAGACGCCGCCGGGGCCGACGCCCGCGCCGGCGCCGCGCGCGGCGAUUCCCCCGCGCUCGCGCUCGCCCCUCCGACGGCCGCCGUCCGCGGGCGCGGAGGUGUACACCACAGAGAUCGAGACCGCGCGCGCGGCCGAUCUGGACGACAGCACGAUCGCGGAGGCGCGCGAGACGCUGCGAAUGGUCUCGCACGCGAACGCGGAGCGCGCGGCGUCCAGCGCGGGCGCGAUGACGAAGAGCGCGCCGCCGGGGAAGCGCGACCACCACCGCGCGAUGAUCGUCGAGGGCGUGCGUCAAGGAUGGCCGCUCGCGAAACUUCUCGAGUCCACGCCGCCGCUGCCGCAUUCGACGGACAUCAACCUGAGCAACUGCAAGGCGCACCUCGCGCUGUACGACGUCCUCCUCGACGCGGGUCGCCUGCACAACGCGCUCGAGCUCCUGCGCGCGAUGAAAGCCGCGGGACUGAACACCGUCGGCGGGAGGAUCUCGCAUAAAGCCUUCAUGCGCGAGGCGGCGAAAAAACGCGCCGUCGCCGUCGCGUUCGAUUUCGUCGCGUUCGUCGAUUACCCGGACGUGCGCCUGUACAACAUGCUCCUGUCCGUCUGCGCCGCCGCCGGGGACGCGAGGUCCGGGUUCGCGGCGUUCGUGCUGAUGUACGACGCGGGCGUGCGGCCGGAUUGCAAGGCGUACACGACGUUAAUCAGCGCGUGCGCCAAGGCUGGGGACGUCGAGAAGGCGUUCGAGACGUUCCGCCGGAUGAAGGAGGACGGCGUCGCGCCCACGGUCGUGACGUACGGCGCGCUCAUGGACGCGCUGUCGCGCAGGGUGAAGGAGCUCACGCACGGGCAGAGCUCCUCGAGCGGCGCGAACGCGGGCGCGGCGGCGACGACGACGGCCAAGGCGAAGCACUGCGACGUCGACAACACCAACGGGUGCGCCGACGACGUCGAGUCCCUGCUCGACCGGUGCUUCGAGCUGAAGGCGGACAUGCUGGACGACGGCAUCGUCCCGGACGCGUGCGUGUUGAACUCGCUUCUGAGCGCGUGCGGCAGGGCUGCGGUCGUGAAGCCGCUCGCGUCCGAGGCGCUGCGACGCGCGUUUGAAGUCUACGACGAGUUCGAAGCCUCCGCCGGCGUCUUACGCUGCGACGCGUACACGUACGCGUCGCUCAUCCAAGCGUGCGCGAACGCGGGCGAACCCGAGCGCGGGCUCGCGCUGUACGAGCGCAUGGCGGGCGAGAAGGUGCGCCGAACGAAGGAGGUGUACGCCGCGGCGAUUCACGCGUGCGCGGGAUCCCGACGCGCGGCUUCCGGCGGCCGCGCCGCGGAUCUGCGCCGAGCGCUGCGGGUCUGGGACGACAUGCGACGAAGCGCGGACCGGACCACCCCGGACGCUAUGCUGUACGCGACGCUCAUGGACGUCGCCGCGCGCGCGGGGGAGCGCGGCGUCGCCGCGGAGGUCAUGGACGAGAUGGAACGGGACGGCGUCGCGCCCACGACGGAGGUGUUCGCCACCAUGGCGGGCAUCGCCGCGCGGGAGGGUGACGUCGCCGGCGUCGAGAAGGUGCUCGACGAGAUGACCGAGCGCGGGUCGCCGCCGCCGAUCAGCGCGUUCAACGCGCUCAUUGCCGCCGCCGCGCGCAGGGGCGACGUCGCCGCGGCAACGGACGCGUGCGAGCGGCUCGCCGCCGCGGGGCUGUCGAAGGAUGUCAACACGCACGAAAAUUUGAUUCGCACGGCGGCGCACGCGCGCGACGCGUCGGCGGCGUGGGCCUUCUACGACGACGCGCUCGCCGCGGAGAUGGAACCCACGAGGCCGAUGUUCAACGCGCUCGUGUACGCCUCCGGUCGAGGCGGCGACUUGAAGCGGACGUUCGAGGCGGUCGACGCGAUGAAGGCGCGAGGCCACGUCCCGGAUGAGACGACGUGGCGGGAGCUCUUGUCGUCGUGCGCGCGCCACGGCGACGCCGCGUUGGCGUGGGAUACGUACAAGGCGUCCAGGAAAGCCGGCACGGAACCGAGCGAGGUGGCGCUCAACAUCAUCAUCGGCGUGACGCUCAUGAAGAUCCGCGAGCUCACGGACCCGACGAGGGGCGGCGGCGCGAAGGAGGGAGAUCGCGAGUGGAAAGAGUGGGCGGAUCGCGCCGUCGCGGUGUACCACGAAGCCACCGUCGCGGGCGUCCGACCGCGCCUCGCGACGUUCAGCGCGAUGCUCGCGUGCCUGCGCCCGCCGACCAUCCCAGCGCUUCAGGCGGUCGACCGCGACGCGGGCAGCGGCAGCGCGGCCGCCGCGCUCGCGCACGCCGUCUCUCACGAGGACACGUCGCACGAAGACGCGAGGAAAUAUUACCCGCUGCGCGCGUUGAUUCUGUACGAAGAAGCGCAGGCGCUCGGCGUCGUCCCGAAGUUUCACAUGGACCGCGACGAGACGUACGACAUACGCGAGUUCCCCCCCGCGGCCGCGGAGGUGGCGGUGCUCACGCUGCUGCGCGUGUUUCGACGCAACAGCGACGCCGCCGCGGGGGACGUGGACCUCCCAAACGUGACGCUUCGAGUGUUAUCCGACGAGGAGCACGAGGAGAUGAGCGCGUCGGGCGACCAGCACGACCAGCGGCUCGCGCGCACGGGCGACCGCGUCGUCGUGCUGCUGCGUCGGCUGCGGUUCAACUACGGCGGGUCGCUAUCGCGCGGGCGCGUCGAGCUGUCCGGGAACGUCAUCAAGCGUUGGCUCAAGGCGAAGCCGUCUCCGUCUCCGUCGUCGCACAGAGGGGAGGGGGCGCUGCCUGGGACGGAGCCGCGGCUGGCGUCGUCGCUGCAGGACCAGGCUCGGAACAUCCGCGCGAUGUCGUACGACGAGCGCGACGACCCCCGCGACGGCGGCGACGACCCGUACGGCGGCGGCGCGGCGUGGAACACGAACACCCUUGGUGGCGCGCCGGGCGGCGCUAAUAGACCGCGACUCGGCGGCGUCGCCGGCACCGGGCGAGGGUUGCGCCGCGGGUUGGGGCAGGGGAGCGACAUUGACUUUUUCGGCGCCGCGGAUGGGCGGUACGGCGGCGACGGCGACGGCGCGGCGCCGCGGUAUAAGUACAAGGGGCGGCGGUCGGGGGGAAGCGGGAGCGGGAACGCGUGGGGGUCCGCGGACGUGGACGACUGCAUGAUGAACGAGCUGAGCAGGAUCAUCCGCGAGGGCCCGGGGUCGGGGGAGUCGGAGUCGGACAGUUGGGAUGAUUUCGUCGGCGAGUCGGACUCGGACGACGCGGAGGACUACCCGGACGCGCAUUGACGACGCGACCAGACGCGCGUCUAGUUGUUUGUUUUAUUUUUGUGUUUGACGCCGAACGCGCUCGCCGGGAAGGCGGAGCGCG